AAAUUAUUUUGGUGAAAACUAAGAAAGAUUGGCUCAUAUUAUUUUUUUUUUUCAGAAAAAGGGCUCAAAAGAAAAACCUAUGUCGUGCCAAAUCGUCUCUGGCUAUCUCUUCUCAGACCAGCAUUAAUGACGAAGCGACAACCAGUCCUCUUCAACCGCUAGUCUGCACCGGCCACCGCUCGCAGCUCGCUGUCCUGCCAUCUGCCGCACCUGCACGCCGGGAAAAUAACUGAUUUCUGUCUUUCCGACUCACUACUCAGGGAGGCAACUAAUGUUAUGCUAUUUAUAUGAAAACUUUGGCCCCACCUGGAUUACGCUGGUACCUCUCUUUCAUGCUGCAGAGUGUCUGUUGGUUGUAACUACCACAUAGAGUACUUUUCAAUUCCUUACUCACAAUUUCUGGAACAGAGCAACAUAGCUUGUAAAACACCGCAUACUGGUGUGCAUGUUCCAUUGUGCGAACAGAAGAAAUGUGGGUUUAUGAUGGAUGUCUACAAAUCCUAAAGAUCCAGAAAUUGCGAAGAGUAGUGUCCUAUGCCGGAUUCUAUUGCUUCACUGCACUCCUUACUUAUAUGUACACCAAUAAUACUACUCGAGCUGGGUACUCAAGAGGCGACCAAUAUUAUGCUUCUUACCCAGCUGGCACUGAGCUCCUCACUGACCAAGCCAAGUUAUACAAAGUUGCACUUGGCAAUUGUUUUGAAUUGGAAGAGUGGGGACCGGUUGAAUGGUCUAUCAUGGCCAAACAUUUUGAGCGCCAAGGGAAGUCGCCGUACGCAUAUCAUGCGCAAUACAUGGCACACCUUGUCUCCAAUGGGCUACUCGAUGGAAGCGGGUAGAGUUAAAGAGAGAAUUGUCUCAACAAUCCCUUUGAAAUUGUUUUUACAAAAGGCUUGAAGCUGCUGAAAUUGGUUGGUGUGGACGGGAAAAGUGUAAAUUGCCUCACAAUUUCUACUAACUUUCUUCUCAUAAAUCUUUUGAGUUUUGUUUGGUAUAUUUUAUGUUUGGUAAGGGAUUCUUAUUCAGAAGGAACGAUGCACAAAAACUUCUAGGGCACGUUGAUUUUUGGAAGGGUUUCAGAGAGUUAGGCCUGUAUCUUCAUAUGUAUUUGAGAUUUUAUUUCUAAAAACUGAAGGAAUAACAUAGAAGCUGAUCAUGUCACAUUUCAGUCGCCAAAUUCAUAAUCCAUCAAACUGACAGUUGAGAAAGAAACAUUUUUUGUUUUGCGA
This is a messenger RNA of Cuscuta epithymum, 1229 nucleotides long. The record is from the annotation of a GenBank genome assembly. NCBI's taxonomy places the organism in Eukaryota, Viridiplantae, Streptophyta, Magnoliopsida, Solanales, Convolvulaceae.